Messenger RNA from Rana temporaria (common frog), 2907 nucleotides. RefSeq names its product cytosolic 10-formyltetrahydrofolate dehydrogenase. NCBI's taxonomy places the organism in Eukaryota, Metazoa, Chordata, Amphibia, Anura, Ranidae. Bases 183 to 2891 code for a protein of 902 amino acids. The transcript has 23 exons. Gene Ontology annotation, biological process: biosynthetic process; 10-formyltetrahydrofolate catabolic process; one-carbon metabolic process. The record is from RefSeq and is a predicted model, not a curated record. Gene Ontology annotation, molecular function: aldehyde dehydrogenase (NAD+) activity; formyltetrahydrofolate dehydrogenase activity. Gene Ontology annotation, cellular component: cytoplasm.
AAGAUUUGCAGGUCAGGGGAGUCUACCCUCCCAUUGCAUUGUCCUGCGGAGUCCCUAUCUGAUCUGGACUCCUCCUCUGCCUUCCCUCCUCCUCACUCCACAGAUCACUCAGCUCCUCCAGCAGUCAGGUCUGUGCUGUCUCUGGGUCUUCCUGAGUGCAGUUGGUUCCGUCUUCCAGAACCAUGAGGAUAGCCGUGAUUGGCCAGAGUCUGUUCGGGAAAGAGGUCUACAAGGAGCUUGUGAAGGAAGGACACCAAGUAGUAGGAGUCUUCACCAUCCCAGAUAAAGAUGGCAAAUCUGACCUGCUAGGAGCCGAGGCAGAAAAGGACGGAGUCCCCGUAUUUAAGUUUUCCCGAUGGAGGUUGAAGGGCCAGGCCAUCCCGGAGGUGGUGGAGAAGUACACUGCGUUGGGGGCAGAACUGAACGUCCUGCCCUUCUGCUCCCAGUUCAUCCCGAUGGAAGUGAUCGAUACCCCAAAGCAUGGUUCCAUUAUCUAUCAUCCCUCCAUCCUGCCCAGACAUAGGGGGGCCUCGGCAAUCAACUGGACUCUGAUGCAAGGAGAUAAGAUUGGGGGCUUUACCAUAUUCUGGGCUGAUGACGGUCUGGACACGGGAGACCUCCUGCUUCAGAAAGAAUGUGAAGUUCUUCCAGAGGACACAGUGAACUCCAUAUAUAACAGGUUCCUCUUCCCUGAGGGAGUUAAAGGCAUGGUAGAAGCUGUGAGGAUGAUAGCGGAAGGAAAAGCCCCAAGGAUCCCUCAGCCAGAAGAGGGCGCCACUUACGACCCCAUGCAGAAAAAGGAAAAUGCAAAGAUUCAUUGGGAUCAGUCGGCGGAAGCAAUCCAUAACUUUAUCAGAGGGAAUGACAAAGUGCCCGGAGCCUGGACAGAAGUCAAUGGAACGAAACUGACGUUUUUUGGUUCGUCGUUCACCAGUAACGGACCGAAUCCUGAUGGGCAGCCUCUUGAGAUUCCAGGGGCAUCUAAACCAGGCGUGGUGACCAAGAACGGGCUGGUGCUUUUUGGGAAUGACGGGAAAUGGCUCAGCGUGAAAAACAUUAAGUUUGAGGAUGGAAAGAUGAUUCCGGCUUCGCAGUAUUUUAAAUCCUCUGACAGCACCGCCCUGCAACUCUCUGAAGAGGAGAAAACCAUAGCAAACGAGAUUCGGGCCACGUGGAAACGGAUCCUGACCAACGUCGCUGAUAUAGAAGACUCUACUGAUUUCUUCAAGGCUGGUGCAGCCUCCAUGGAUGUAGUAAGGUUGGUGGAAGAAGUGAAGCUCAAGUGUAACGGAUUACAGCUACAGAACGAGGAUGUCUACAUGGCCACAAAGUUUGAAGAAUUCAUUCAGAUGCUCGUGAGAAAGCUCAGAGGGGAGGAUGCAGAGGAGACGCAAGUCAUAGAUUAUGUGGAGAAGGAUGCCAACAAUAUGAAAAUCAGAAUGCCCCAUCAGCUGUUCGUCAAUGGCCAAUUUGUGGACGCCGAGGGAGGAAAAACCUAUGACACCAUUAACCCCACUGAUGGUAGUGCCAUCUGCAAAGUGUCACUGGCCCAGUUGUCGGACAUCGAUAAAGCCGUAUCUUCAGCCAAGGAAGCCUUUGAGAAUGGAGAAUGGGGCAAGAUGAACCCAAGGGACCGGGGUCGUCUAAUGUACAGGCUGGCUGACCUCAUGGAGGAACACCAGGAAGAACUGGCCACUAUUGAAUCCAUAGACUCGGGUGCGGUGUACACAUUGGCUUUGAAGACCCACGUCGGGAUGUCCAUCCAAACUUUCCGUUACUUUGCCGGCUGGUGCGAUAAAAUUCAGGGCUCCACCAUCCCCAUAAACCAAGCACGUCCGAAUCGGAACCUGACCUUCACCAAGAGAGAGCCAAUCGGUGUGUGUGGGAUUAUCAUCCCGUGGAACUACCCCCUAAUGAUGUUGGCCUGGAAGACCGCCGCCUGCCUCGCCGCAGGUAACACAGUGGUCCUGAAGCCCGCCCAGGUGACCCCGCUGACAGCACUGAAGUUUGCAGAGCUGACUGUAAAAGCCGGAUUCCCCAAAGGAGUGGUGAACAUUUUACCAGGAGCCGGAUCUCUGAUUGGACAACGUCUUUCCGAUCACCCCGAUGUCAGAAAACUGGGGUUCACUGGAUCCACCCCUGUAGGCAAACAGAUCAUGAAAUGCUGUGCGGUGAGCAAUGUGAAGAAAGUGUCUCUGGAGUUGGGCGGGAAAUCUCCCCUUAUCGUCUUCACUGACUGCGAUCUGGACAAGGCCGUCCGAAUGGGAAUGAGUUCCGUCUUCUUCAACAAAGGGGAGAAUUGCAUUGCAGCCGGAAGACUGUUUAUAGAGUCGUCUAUUUAUGAUGAGUUUGUGCGGAGAGUGGUUGAAGAGGUGAAGAAGAUGAAGAUCGGGGACCCUCUGGACAGGUCUACAGACCACGGCCCUCAGAAUCACAAAGCUCAUUUGGAUAAACUCCUUGAAUAUUGCGAAACAGGCGUGAAAGAGGGCGCCACACUGGUAUAUGGAGGGAAGCAAGUCCCUAGACCAGGUUUCUUCCUUGAACCGACCAUAUUUACAGACGUCACUGAUGAGAUGUUCAUCGCUAAAGAAGAGUCUUUUGGCCCAGUGAUGAUAAUAUCAAAAUUUGAAGAUGGAGACAUUGAUGGUGUUCUGAAGCGGGCCAACGACACGGAGUACGGCUUGGCGUCCGGCGUGUUCACCAAGGACAUCAACAAAGCUCUGUACGUUAGCGAGAAGCUUCAGGCCGGCACCGUGUUCGUCAACACAUACAAUAAAACAGACGUCGCGGCUCCAUUUGGAGGCUUCAAGCAGUCCGGAUUUGGCAAAGAUCUAGGCCAAGAAGCAUUAAAUGAAUAUCUAAAGACAAAAGCCGUGACCAUUGAGUACUAGAAGGAUGGAGAUCAAU